AUGGGUCGAACCACCAACAUCCUCUUGUCUACAGGCUUCGUGCUGGGUGCCCUUAGCCAGACCAACCAAAAGAUCGAUUUGGCCGCCCUGGGUCCGAUAUACCAGCCCGCGGCCAAUCAUUCGUAUCAGGCCUUUGCUACUGCCAGACGGCAAGCCACGGACGCCAUCAAUGAGCUCAUCGCCACGGGCAACAACACCUACGGCGUCUUCGACAACCAAGGAACUUCAUUUUCGGCGUCAGUCUUCGAUCUGACCAGUGACGAGUAUCUCUUUGAGUUCCACUUCGAAGCUCCUGGGCUCAACGGCUCGUAUACCAAGGGCAAACUCAGCGAGAACACCAUCUACCGGACUGGGAGUCUCGGCAAGCUUCUGACCAUAUACAAUUGGCUGGUCGACAUUGGGGACGGGGUUUACUUGGACCCAAUAACUAAAUAUGUCCCUGAAUUGGAGGCCGCCGGGAAGUCGUACAAGAAUCCACUCCUGUCGACAAAUUGGAGCGAAGUCACCGUCGGAUCGUUGGCCUCGCAAGCCUCCGGCAUUGGACGUGACUGUGAGAGGUCUCCGCCCGUGUCGAAUUCAGUGGACAAGGACGGGUAUCCUCCACUGGGAAACGAGAGCGUCAUUGAGUGCAACUCUUACGGCGACUCUCUUCCGCCGUGUACACGAGCACAAUUUCUCCAGGGGGUCAUUGAACACCCGCCCGUGUUUCCCUCAUACACAACCCCCAGCUACUCGAAUCUCGCAUAUGCCAUCCUGGGCCUGGCCUACGAGAACAUCACGGGAAAGUCCCUCUCGGACGGUAUGCGAGAUCUCUACCACGACAAAUUGGGGAUGACUUCGACGACACCGACGGCCCCCGGUGAUGGUUCAGAUGCCGUCAUCCCAAGAAACGACAGCUACGCCAUCUUCACCUACGACAUAGGUAUUCAACGACCAGCUGGUGGGCAGUAUACGUCGACCAAAGAUCUCAAGACCUGGGGUCAAGCCAUCUUGAGCCACAAACUACUCCCGGGGUUCGUCACACGCCGAUGGAUGAAACCGACGACGUUCACCUCACAGUGGGAGGCGGCAGUUGGGGCUCCGUGGGAAAUCUACAGGUACACGGUCCCCGCGGACACGGUCAUCAACGCAAGCCGCAUCGUCGACGCGUACACCAAAUCCGGAGACAUUGGCCUGUACUCCACGAUGUUCGGUCUUGUCCCCGACUACAACCUUGGGUUCACCGUCAUGACCGCCGGCGACAACCCAAAUCGCCAGGUACCUCCCGUUCGCGGCAUCAUCGUGGAUACCUUUUACAAAGCCGCGGAGGCCGCGGCCAAGGAGCAAGCCCGCAGAGCUUUCACCGGUACAUUCAGGUCGAGCGACCGCAACUCGUCCAUCACCCUGGCCGUCGACGGCGGAGCAGGGGUCAAGGUCGAGCAGUGGACGAGCAACGGGACGGAUUUCUUGACUCAGGAGUACCUCGCGAGUUUUCACGACUUUCGGCUGUUUCCGACCGAGCUGAGCACGGAGGCGGACGGCCUCACAUACUACAAAUACCACCUCGACUCGUUCGUCAACCCGGACGGGGAGCCUUUCACGGGAGACCCUUGGGCAGAAUACAAUGACUACUGGAUCCAGAUUGACGAGAACAUCUACGAUAACCUGUCCACCGACGCGUUUGUCAUCGGCUUCGACACGGACGGUGUCGUGCAGAGCGUGGCUUCUCAGGCGUUGAGGACCACCAUGUUGCGGUCGGCCUAG
Molecule: messenger RNA, 1743 nt
Organism: Exophiala spinifera
Lineage: Eukaryota; Fungi; Ascomycota; Eurotiomycetes; Chaetothyriales; Herpotrichiellaceae
Exons: 7
Coding region: 1-1743 (580 amino acids)
Source: RefSeq, a predicted model, not a curated record